Molecule: messenger RNA, 1917 nt
Organism: Erythranthe guttata (spotted monkey flower)
Lineage: Eukaryota; Viridiplantae; Streptophyta; Magnoliopsida; Lamiales; Phrymaceae
Source: RefSeq, a predicted model, not a curated record
CAUGUCGGAGCAGAAAAGACAUAGCUGGACCCGCAUCCGCCCUAUAAAUACUCGUUCCUCUCAAACUCACUCUCUCUCAUCUCUCAGUCGUCUUCUCUCUCUAGAAACUCACGCAAACAGGGAUUUGAAAACAGAGGGCGAAACCAAAAACAAUUUCGCACAAUUAAUUCAUACUUGGGAGAAGCUAAAGUCCUUCGGAAAUGGGAGCGUGCGUGAGUAAAUUUUCGAUACUGAAGAGCGCCGGCGACGCUCCGAAAGAGCAGGUGACGUCGACUUCGAGGGAGAUUGACCUGGAGCAAUUGGUCAAAAAGGACGGUGAACCGGCGGCGGUGGCUCCGGCGGAGGCUCCGGCAGCAGAUGGCGAUGAAUCUAAGAGUAAAUCGCUCGGCCGUUUGCUCUCGGAGAAUGAGACAGUAAAACCAGAGGAAGCAACGGAGAUCAAAUCAGAAGAAAACGAAAAUGUCAAAAGUGUUGAUGCUCCAGCGAAGGUUGAAACAGAGGCCGAAACUUCAGAGAAACCAGUGGCAUUGGAGAAGAAAGCAGAAGAGGAACCAGCUGCUGAGAUUGUUAAGGUUGAAACACCGGCCGAAGUAGAGAUCGUUAAGACAGAAAAACCUGAGGAAAAGAAACCUUGUACAGAUGAGAAACCUGAAACCUCGGAGGCAAAGAAAAUCGAGGAGAAGAAACCAGAAGAGAAGCCGGUUCAGACAGCAAAGCCAGAAACAUCGGAGAAGAAAAUUGAGGAGCCAAAACCAGCUCCAGAUGCAGAAAAGAAGAAACCAGAAGACAAAGUUGUUGUUGUUCAGACAUCAAAGGCGCUUGAAAUACCUGAGAAGAAGCCUGAAACACCAGAGGCAAAGAAAAUCGAGGAGAAGAAACCAGAGGAGAAGCCGGUUCAGAUAGCAAAGGCCGAAACAUCAGAGAAGAAAACCGAGGAGCCAAAACCAGCUUCAGAUGCAGAAAAGAAGAAACCAGAAGAGAAAGUUGUUGUUGUUCAGACAGCAAAGGCGCUUGAAAUACCUGAGAAGAAACCAGAAACCUCGGAGGCUAAGAUAACCGAGGCGAAAAAACCAGAAGAGAAGCCAGUUCAGACAGCAAAGCCAGAAACAUCAGAGAAGAAAACUGAGGAGCCAAAACCAGCUUCAGAUGCAGAAAAGAAGAAAGCAGAAGAGAAAGUUGUUGUUCAGCCAGCAAAGGCGAUUGAAAUACCUGAGAAGAAACCUGAAGCCUCGGUGACUAAGAAAACCGAGGAGCCAAAACCAGAUGUGGUUACAAAGAUAGAACCAUCACAAAAAAUAAUCGAGGAGAAGAAACCAGAAGAGAAGCCUGUUCAGACAACAAAGCCUGAAACAUCAGAGAAGAAAACCGAGGAGCAAAAACCAGCUCCAGAUGCAGAAAAAAAGAAAGCAGAAGAGAAAGUUGUUGUUGUUCAGACAGCGAAGGCGCCUGAAAUACCCGAGAAGAAACCUGAAACCUCAGGGCCUAAGAAAAUCGAGGAGCCAGAACCAGCUCUGGUUACAAAGAUAGAACCAUCGCAAAAACCGGUGAAGGAAACAAAGUUGGAGAAAGUAACUUCCGAGGAAGAAAAGCCUAAGCCUGAACCAGCGAAGAAGUGAGAGAGAGAGCAUUUGUUAAGAGAAUUGGAGUUCAUUGGGUGAUUAAAAAUGCAGAGGAAUUAAGCUGAUAAGUGGUUUGACUUACACAAUGAGUGAGUUUAGUUCUAAUGCGUGAUAAAGUUUCGUUUGUCAUUUUUUUGUUCGUUUUCAUUGUUUUGAUUCUUUCCCGAUUCUCGUACAUUUGAUGAUGUUUUGGUAAGUAUAUAUAUAAUGCAAGUAAUGCAGUGUGGGGGAUCAUGUAAAUGACAAGAUCAAUGUGAGUUACAAGUAAUUCACUCUAUAUAGAGUGAGUUUGGAUUGC